Molecule: messenger RNA, 976 nt
Organism: Galleria mellonella (greater wax moth)
Lineage: Eukaryota; Metazoa; Arthropoda; Insecta; Lepidoptera; Pyralidae
Product: glutathione S-transferase 1-like
Exons: 7
Coding region: 95-868 (257 amino acids)
Biological process (GO): glutathione metabolic process
Molecular function (GO): glutathione transferase activity
Source: RefSeq, a predicted model, not a curated record
GUCAAAGUUUUAGGUUAUCGUCAAGUGUACAUUAAACACAAAAAGUUUAUAAAAAAAACUAAAUUUUAAGUGAAAUGUAGCAACACUGUCAGAUAUGGGAGCAGGGGGAAGUAAAACAGUGAUCACCAGUACAUUAAAACAUUGCACGUUAUGGAAAGCAGACCGAUGCCCCGCGUGCCGAGCGGUGAUGAUGGCUCUGGAUGCUAUGAACCUAAGCAUCACUGAAAUUGACAUAAACAUGGACAAAGGGGAGCAUAGAACGCCAGAAAUGGCGGUUAUGAACCCCAUCCAAACGCUACCAAUAUUUAAAGACAGAGAACUGGUGUUAUGCGACAGCCAUGCUAUCAAUACAUAUCUGGCAUCUCGUUACAAUAACUGUGGACAAUUGUUGCCUGUAGACCCCGGAGGACGAGCUAUAGUCGAUCAACUGUUACAUUUUAAUAGCGGCGUCUUGUGUCCGCUAUAUCGUUCUGCAGCGUAUCCAAUAAUGCACGAGAAUUGCAAUUUUGUGAUGCCACAGCAAGUUUCUGGUAUACAAAGUGCCUACUGUGAUUUGGAAUGCAUGCUAGUUGGACGAACCUGGCUCAGAGGCAGCUGGCCAACACUCGCGGAUAUAUCUAUCGCUGCCACAGUCAGCACCUUACAUAUUCUAGUUCCGAUAGAUAAAUCAAAAUAUCCUCGAUUGUCUUCGUGGUUAUAUCGCAUGUCUGAAGAAUUAUUCUACAUCACAGCCAAUAAAAAGGGUCUCGGAGAAUUUUCGAGAAGAAUAGAUUCUGGCUGUGUUUGCGAUGAAAAAGAGUUCAAAUGUCCUCGAACUUCGAUCGGAAGACGAUUAGGUGCAGUAACCAGUGAGACGGAAAAUAAGUAAAUAAAAACAAAAAAAAAAUAUACCAUCAUUAUAAUUUUUGAUAAAAUGAUAUAUUUUUUAUAUGGAUAAUAUAUAAUAAGCAGAUAAAUGCCAUUAUUUUAUUCUCUA